Molecule: messenger RNA, 1095 nt
Organism: Bipolaris victoriae FI3
Lineage: Eukaryota; Fungi; Ascomycota; Dothideomycetes; Pleosporales; Pleosporaceae
Exons: 4
Coding region: 1-1095 (364 amino acids)
Source: RefSeq, a predicted model, not a curated record
AUGAACAUCAGAGUCAACAACAUUCUGCGUGAAUACAACCCGCCUCCGGUGGCUAACUCUCCUUCUCCUUCUCCUUCUUCUCCAAGUCUUGCCGCUUCGACUACUGCAUCUUCGACUGUAGCAGAUUCUGUACCUUGUCUUAUAUCCAAAAAAUGCCAGCAAGUUGCGAGAGACAAAGCACCACCUGACAGCGAAGAGCUUGGCUGCGACAGCGCCGCUCUAGAGUCGGGCUACUUCCGCUGUGUCUGUGCCAAAACACGGUUUCUGGGCCACAACGACUAUUUCUCUGCGCAUUGUGUACUUCAAGAGUGUAAAGGCGACGGCGAUAAGAGAGCUUUUAUAAAGCAGUACAAAGACGGUUGCAAGCAGAUAGGAGAGACUCUAGCAGAUAUUCCUAAGGAAUGGACCCCGUUUAUGAAACCGCGUGCAUCGAGUUCAUCACAGCAUCCUCCAAGUACAACAGGUGGUAAUACACUUGCCAGUGGUACUCCUAGCACCACUACAGCACCAAGCGCGACACCCGACCCAACCAAAACUCCAUCGCCAACCCCAUCUUCUUCUCCCGUAGCUGCAAUUUUAUCAACCCCCCAAAGUACGCCCAACACAGCCGUCAUCGCAGGAAGCGCCGUCUCCGCAGUCGUCAUCUUCGUCCUCCUCAUCGGCCUUGCAAAACUCUACUACGACACCAGGAAGAAAGCAAAACAGCUCCGCGUCGCGAAUGCCCAGCUGGAAGAUGCAACGAAUCCAGAUGGUGUCUCGAACCGCAUCGUGACGCUCAUGGCCGGGUCAGAUAGAGCAUCUGUAGCGUCUCGAGGUAGCCCUGUAAGCGAUGCGCGCGACGCAGCCGCUUUUCUGAAUGGAAAUACGGCAGCGCAUAACGCGGAGAUGGCAAUUGCAGCAGCUGCACAAUCCAGUGUGAGUGGGGAUUAUACGGAGUAUGGAUCUGAUAAAUAUGACGGGUUCGUUUCUGAAUAUACGGGGUAUGGUAGGGAGGAUGGGGGCAGUGCUGCGCGCUCUUACGACGGAGGGGUCGUUGGUGCGGAGAGGAGGUUCUCGGAGGUUUCAGAGAGUGAUUAUGGGAGUGUGAAGUAUUAG